Messenger RNA from Carica papaya (papaya), 1906 nucleotides. The record is from RefSeq and is a predicted model, not a curated record. Lineage: Eukaryota; Viridiplantae; Streptophyta; Magnoliopsida; Brassicales; Caricaceae.
UUCUCUGGUUUUUCCUUCAUUUUCUUUCUUUGAAUCCCCAACAUUAGAAAGAAAGACAAAAGAAAGAUUGGUAAAGAUGGGGAAAGAGAAGAAGGUCAUGGCGGGGAAUAACGAGCAAAACGACGACGCAGGGAGUUACAACUACAAAAUGUUCAAGUGCUUCAACAGGAAGUUCAAGAUCAACGAGUUGGAGCCUACGGCGGAAGUCAAGGAGGCGUUCCAGCGGUUCGCGGAAGGCGAGACCCACAUGACGGCAGAUCAGUUCCGUCGGUUCCUGGCGGUGCACCAGCAGGAAAUGGACCGCACCAUAGCUGAUUCCCAACAUCUCCUCGAACUCGUUAUCCACCGUCGACACCACAUCACGCGCUACACGCGCCACUCCCUCGACCUCCUCGAUUUUUUCUACUUCCUAUUCUCGGAAGACCUCAAUGGCCCCAUCUCUUCUCAGGUACACCAUGAUAUGAGUGCUCCAUUGUCACAUUAUUUCAUAUAUACAGGGCACAAUUCCUACUUAACUGGCAAUCAACUCAGCAGUGAUUGCAGUGAAGUCCCUAUUAUAAAAGCCUUGCAAAGAGGUGUUAGAGUCAUUGAGCUUGAUCUAUGGCCCAAUUCCACCAAAGAUGAUGUUCACGUUCUCCAUGGAAGGACACUAACUAGUCCUGUGCCUCUUAUCAAAUGCUUCAAGUCCAUAAGAGACUAUGCCUUUGUUACUUCUCCAUAUCCAGUCAUUAUAACUCUAGAGGAUCACUUAACACCAGAUCUUCAGGCCAAAGUUGCAGAGGUCACCAAACGUUUUGGUAAAAUGCUUUACUACCCUGAAUCAGAUUCUUUUAAGCAGUUUCCUUCACCAGAAUCACUCAAACAUCAAAUAAUCAUCUCCACAAAACCACCAAAAGAGUACCUUGAAUCCAGGCACAUUAUCAAGAGAAGAGAUAAUUCAUCACCGGAUGGACGUGACUCGUCUGAUGAAGAAGGAACUUCAGGGAUGGAGACAUCAGAUAAUAUGCCUGAGAUAGGGGAGGCUGAUGACAAACUUACUGACAGUGAUCAAGAUGAUGAAGAUCCUGUUAGUGAAAGUGAUCGAAAACCAGGAGCUCCAACAUACAAACAUUUGAUCACAAUCCAUGCCGGUAAACCGAAGGGACUAUUGAAGGAUUCUCUGGAAGUUGCAGCCGAUAAAGUUAGACGCCUUAGUUUGAGUGAACAGUUGCUUGAAAAGGCUGCUGCGUCUCAUGGAACUGAUGUUGUGAGGUUUACACAGAAGAAUCUCCUUAGGAUAUACCCUAAAGGAACUCGAGUUAACUCCUCGAAUUACAAGCCGCUUAUUGGGUGGAUGCAUGGUGCUCAGAUGAUUGCAUUCAACAUGCAGGGGUAUGGAAAAUCACUGUGGUUAAUGCAAGGAAUGUUUAGAGCAAAUGGAGGAUGUGGGUAUGUCAAGAAACCUGAUUUUCUAAUGGAGAAAGGUCCUCAAAAUGAGGUUUUUGACCCAAAAAGGAAGUUACCAGUAAAGAGUACCCUAAAGGUGAAAGUAUAUAUGGGUGAUGGAUGGCGCUUGGAUUUCAGCCACACACACUUUGACGCUUAUUCACCACCAGACUUCUACACAAAGGUCAUCAUUGUUGGGGUGCCUGUUGAUGAUGCAAACAAGAAAACAUAGAUAAUUGAGGAUAACUGGUAUCCAGUUUGGGAUGAAGAGUUCACAUUUCCUUUGACAGUUCCGGAACUAGCUCUGCUUCGGAUCGAAGUACAAGAGUAUGAUAUGUCCGAGAAGGAUGAUUUCGGCGGACAGACAUGCUUGCCUGUCUAGGAGCUCAGACAUGGGAUCCGAGCAGUGCCUUUUCAUGAUAAAAAGGGUGAGAAACUCAAAUCUGUAAGGCUUAUAAUGCGGUUUGAGUUUGUGCAAUAA